Messenger RNA from Nannospalax galili (Upper Galilee mountains blind mole rat), 1864 nucleotides. It is a transcript of the gene Cpa6, whose product is annotated as carboxypeptidase A6. The transcript has 11 exons. Gene Ontology annotation, molecular function: metallocarboxypeptidase activity; zinc ion binding. The record is from RefSeq and is a predicted model, not a curated record. The coding region runs from base 166 to 1482 and encodes 438 amino acids. NCBI's taxonomy places the organism in Eukaryota, Metazoa, Chordata, Mammalia, Rodentia, Spalacidae. Gene Ontology annotation, biological process: proteolysis.
UUUUAAACUUGGCUGGAAAGAGGUGUCACAUUUUGCUCAUUCCCAAGCCUUCUCCCCCACCCCCUGCCCAGAUAGCUUGCAUGGUGAGCAGAGGGUGCUGUGAGCCACCUCCAGCCUCCUCCUCCGGUGACCGCUGGAACUUUCAACUCCUCAUAUUGCAAGGCUAUGAAGUUCCUUGGGAAGCCCGGGAGCCAGACAGCUGCUUUUCAACUUCUUUGCUGGCUCUUUCUGAAGAUUCUGCAAUCAGGGUACUGCCACCCUUACAACAACCACUAUGCUGGUGAUAAGUUGAUAAGACUCAUCCCCAGAUCCAAAGAGCAAGCGAAUGCGCUGAAGAAAAUAUACCACCAACUCCAGGUGGACCUGUGGCAGCCCAGCAGUAUCUCCUGUCUGUCAGAGGAGACAGUUACUGAUGUCCGUAUUCCCCAAAAUGCUUCCAGAACCCUGUUAGCCUUCUUACAAGAAGCCCACAUCCAAUACACGAUCCUCAUAGAAGAUCUUCAGAAAGCACUGGAAAAUGGAAGCAGCUUGCAAACCCAGAGAAAGAGAAGAUCCCCAUCUGAAUACAACUAUGAAGUUUAUCACUCCUUAGAAGAAAUUCAGAGCUGGAUGCACCAUCUGAAUAAGACUCAGUCAGGCCUCAUUCGGAUGUUCUCUAUUGGAAGAUCGUACGAAGGAAGGCCUCUCUUCGUUUUAAAGCUGGGCAGAAAAUCACGAGCAUACAAAAGAGCUGUCUGGAUAGACUGUGGCAUUCAUGCAAGAGAAUGGAUUGGUCCUGCCUUUUGUCAGUGGUUUGUAAGAGAAGCCCUUCUGACCUAUAAGACUGACCCAGCCAUGAGAAAAAUGUUGAAUCAUCUGUAUUUCUACAUUAUGCCCGUGUUUAAUGUUGAUGGAUACCAUUUCAGCUGGACUCAUGAUCGAUUCUGGAGAAAAACAAGGUCAAGGAACUCUAGGUUUCGCUGCCGUGGAGUUGAUGCCAAUCGCAACUGGAAAGUGAAAUGGUGUGAUGAAGGAGCCUCUGUCCACCCUUGUGAUGAUACAUACUGUGGCCCUUUCCCAGAAUCUGAGCCAGAAGUGAAGGCCGUAGCUAACUUCCUCCGCAAACAAGGAAAGCGCAUUACAGCAUACCUAUCCUUUCAUGCGUACGCUCAGAUGUUGUUGUAUCCCUAUUCUUACAAAUACGCGACAAUCCCCAAUUUUAGCUGUGUGGAAUAUGCAGCUUAUAAAGCUGUGAAAGCACUUCGUUCAGUACAUGGGGUACAGUACAGAUAUGGUCCAGCCUCCCAAACAUUGUAUAUAAGCUCUGGCAACUCAAUGGACUGGGCUUACAAAAAUGGAAUACCCUAUGCAUUUGCUUUUGAACUACGUGACACAGGGCAUUUUGGAUUUUUACUGCCAGAGAUGCUCAUCAAACCCACCUGUACAGAGACCAUGCUGGCUGUAAAGAACAUCACUGUGCACCUGUUGAAGAAGUGUCCCUGAGAGGGCUGAGUGUAUGGUCUACCAACCCCAAGAAAGUUGAUUCUAACCAAAGACUGCUUGGCACUAGGUGGCAAAUUGUCUUUAAGAACAAGAGUAACUGUUUAGACUAGAUGUAUCUAUGGACUUUAAAAGACUUUUUUCAUAAAAUUACAUACUUUCUAACAAUAUAAAAUUGUUUUUUAAAAUUAGGGCAUAGUGUACUUUGCCAUUAGAAAAAAAUCAAGUUUAUAUCCCUUUAGAGUCUUAUUUGAUUACAGGAAGGAGGGGGUGUUUUCAAAUUCCUUUGUCACAAGAAAUGUACAAAUUAAUUGAGGAUUUCCCAUUAAUAAACCUCCAUGCCCUUAAUUAAGAUCCAGGCUACCAGUAAUGUUUAAUUACUUGG